AUGACAAGGGAUGUGCAGCAUGCCAUCUUCGCCAACAUGCUGGGCAUAUCACUUGUCUUGCUUCUGCCUUCUAUCACUGUGUGGCAGGCAGUAAACAACCCCAAGAAGCAGGAAUAA
Molecule: messenger RNA, 117 nt
Organism: Rattus norvegicus (Norway rat)
Lineage: Eukaryota; Metazoa; Chordata; Mammalia; Rodentia; Muridae
Product: dolichyl-diphosphooligosaccharide--protein glycosyltransferase subunit 4-like
Exons: 1
Coding region: 1-117 (38 amino acids)
Source: RefSeq, a predicted model, not a curated record